This is a messenger RNA of Boleophthalmus pectinirostris (great blue-spotted mudskipper), 1611 nucleotides long. It is a transcript of the gene aqp10b, whose product is annotated as aquaporin 10b. Lineage: Eukaryota; Metazoa; Chordata; Actinopteri; Gobiiformes; Gobiidae. Gene Ontology annotation, cellular component: plasma membrane; basolateral plasma membrane. Gene Ontology annotation, biological process: glycerol transmembrane transport; water transport. The transcript is spliced from 6 exons. The record is from RefSeq and is a predicted model, not a curated record. The coding region runs from base 147 to 1028 and encodes 293 amino acids. Gene Ontology annotation, molecular function: glycerol channel activity; water channel activity; urea transmembrane transporter activity.
GGUACCAUAAAGUUCAAGUGACGUAGACUGAGGUACGAAAGGGCAAAACUGUAAGUGUCUCCUGUGCCUUGAUAGUCUGUGGUACUACAACUUGAAAUAACUUUAAAUAGCAACCACUUCUAGUACUACAAAUCAGUGGCCUAAGGAUGGAGAGGAUUUUAACAAAGUGUCGAAUCACGAAUCAUCUGGUCCGGGAGUGUUUGGCUGAAUGUUUAGGAGUCUACAUCAUCAUUUUGUUUGGAUGUGGUUCAGUUGCCCAGGUCACUACCACGCAGAACCAGAAGGGGCAGUAUAUCUCCAUAAACUUGGGUUUUGCUUUGGGAGUUACAUUUGGGGUUUAUGUCUCACGAGGAGUGUCAGGGGCCCAUCUGAACCCAGCUGUGUCCCUGAGUCUGUGCGCUUUGGGCAGACACCCUUGGGCCAAACUCCCAUUUUAUGUUUUCUUCCAGUUUCUUGGGGCUUUUCUAGGAGCAGCAACUGUUGGUCUGGAAUACUACGAGGCCAUCAAGUGGUACAGUGGAGGAGAGCUGACGGUGAGCGGCCCCACAGCCACAGCAGGGAUCUUCUGCACCUUCCCCGCUGAGUACCUGAGUCUGUGGGCCGGCUUCGUGGAUCAGGUGAUAGGCACAGCUGCCUUGCUCGUCUGCGUUCUGGCGCUUGGGGACGAGGGGCAGGGCUCAAUCCCCGCCGGUAUUCAACCCGUCCUGGUGGGGGCAGUAGUGAUGGUCAUAGGGGUCUCCAUGGGCUCCAACAGUGGAUACGCCCUGAACCCGGCCCGUGACUUAGCGCCCCGACUGUUCACGUACUUCGCAGGUUGGGGUGACGAUGUGUUUAGGGCUGGAGGAGGGUGGUGGUGGGUGCCUGUAGUGGCUCCAUGUGUGGGGGCGCUGGUGGGGACCCUGGUUUAUGAACUCAUGAUCGAAGUUCACCAUGAUCCAAAGUUAAAUACUGCAUCAUCUUGUGAGGAAGCGACUGAGGGCAGGAGCAGUUUGGAGAUGGAAGAGCCCGACCAAAGAAAACCUGUUUAGGCAAAUCAUUAAAGGGCCCAUAUUACACAAUUUUCUGUUAUGUUAUAAUGUUGUUUUCUCACCACAAACAUACCUGGAGUUGUGUUUUGUUUUGUUCACAUUUUUAACACACAAAACCUGAAUAUUUAAGCUGAGUUAUUCUCUCAAACAGAAAACACAGUCCAGGAAUCGCUAAUUUUUACUGAAAUGUAAAAGAUAGCUAUCAACUAUUAACCCCCCCCCUUCAGUUUUCAGUUCAAGACUAUAUUUCAGAUGGAUGACUGUGUGUGGACAAUGUGUAUGACUGCAUCUACACUGUAACUUUAUUGUAAUUUUACUUGUAUUGUAUUUUUACUGCUGUUUCAUAACUAUGUGGCUUGCACUGAAAAUUAUUUAAUAAAAAAUCCAUCCAUCCAUUUUCGUCCGCUUAUCCGGGGCCAGGUCGCGGGCGCAGCAGCCUAAGCAGGGACUCCCAGACUUCCUUCACCCCAGACAUGUCCUCCAGCUCCUCCGGGGGGACCCUGAGGCGUUCCCAGGCCAGCCGAGAGACAUUGUCCCUCCAGCGUGUCCUGGGUCUUCCCUGGGGCCUCCACCCGGUGGGACA